AGUAAGCAGUUGGAGACAGCUGGACUAUCUUUAAUCACUUGCUUCUUCAGUCCAAUAUUUCAUUUGGUUGCUGUGGACUGGCCUUAAAGAGGGAAUAGUUGUGAAUGAGAGUGAUGGAAAAUUUCCUCAGAGGGUGUUAGCCGUUUGGGCAUAGGCACCUUGGAAUUUCGAGGUUCUUCUGGAGAAAGCCAGGACCUCUCAGCUGUUCUGAUCUUUUCCUCUGCUGCAUGAGAAUUUCCAUGGUGCUAACUGGAAGGUUGGAGGCUUGCCAUCUUCUCCUCCAUGCUGACAUCUCUCUGCUGUUUUGACUUGCUCUUUGGCUCACCCAAAUUUUGCAUUUCAACACGCUGCUGGGUGUUGCACCAUAAACAUCCCAAUGAAGGACCUUCCAUUAACAGCCUAUCCUGCCAGACGAUGUGACAGCUGCAUAUUUCAGCAACAUUCUCAAUGUGUUCAUGAUUUCAUCCAAACUGGGUCUGGAGCCCACAUUGUCUACCAAAGUUAUCACCAUGGGCCUUGGGACUUGCAGAGAACUCGACAGUCAGCCAGAAAACCGAGAGACUUUGAAGGAUGGAAGAUUGCUCUCAUUAUCUUGGGCAUUGCACUUGCAGCGGCAAUCGCUAUCAUCCUCUUGGCUUUUUUUUCCCAAUCUGAACAGAGGAUAUUCUACUACAACAGUAACUUCAAAAUCAGUGGUAUCCAGUACAGCCCUGCUUUGUCUCGGCAGUCCUCAGACAAGUUUAGAGAUGUUGGAAACUGGAUCGAAAAAUUGAUGUAUGAGACAUUUCACAAUUCCAUUUUAAGGCAUAAAUACAAAGGCUCAAGGCUUGUCAGAGUGAGUGUCCCUCAGCUCUUUGAACUUGCUUUGGGCCUCCCUUCUAAGCAUACAGUGCUGAGAAAAGAUUUGUGA
This is a messenger RNA of Hemicordylus capensis (graceful crag lizard), 910 nucleotides long. RefSeq names its product transmembrane protease serine 11G-like. The transcript has 5 exons. Bases 377 to 910 code for a protein of 177 amino acids. The record is from RefSeq and is a predicted model, not a curated record. NCBI's taxonomy places the organism in Eukaryota, Metazoa, Chordata, Lepidosauria, Squamata, Cordylidae.